AUGCUGCUGAGACAGAGAGGAACCACGAGAGCAAAGCUCCAGGCGGAUCAUCACAUCCUGGACAGACAGAGACAGGACGCAGAGCGGGACAAAGUGGUCCAGUUCUGCAGGAAGCAGCAGACCUGUGACAUCAAGAACUCGUGGCUGCAGAGUUCAGAGCGUCUCUUCCUGAGAGGAACCGUGGACAGACACAUCAGAGCCGCCGUCAGCCAACAUGAGCUCAGCCUGGAGGACAGGAGGGACAGGCUUCGUGGUGUCCUGGAGACAGAGGAGCAGCAGCUGCUGCAGGAGAUGGAGGAGAAGAAGGAGACAUCAGUGGAGAGACAAGCCAAGAUGAGACAACGAGCCAGAGCUCUGAGAGACAGACGAGAGACUGAAAGACAACAGCUGGUGUCAGAGAAGCUGGAUCAGCUGUUCAGGGAGCAGUGUGAGGAGGUGCGCAGUGUGCAGAGCAGGCAGAAGGAGCAGCAGGUGUGUGAGGAGCGGGCGGUGCAGCUGAGGAGCAGAGAGGAGCAGCAGCAGCAGCAGCAGCAGGAGGAGCAGCUGUUCCAUGAGCUGUGGGAGGCCGACAGAAGAGCCAAGGAGGAGCGAGAGAGACAGAAAGGACAGAGACGACAGCAGAGAGACGCGGAGCAGCUGGACGCUCUGAACGCUCAGACACAGGCGGCCGAGAGACAGAGACAGGAGGACAAACAGCUGAGAGAGGAGGAGGCGCAGCUGCUGCUGCAGCAGCAGCAGCUGGAUCAGCUGCAGCAGCAGCGGGAGCAGCAGCAGCAGCGCAGGGCUCAGCAGAGCAGACGGCAGCAGCUGGAUCAGGGUCUCCGGCUGAAGAUGAAGCGUGUGUGCAGAGAGCAGCAGGAGGAGCUGCAGCUGGACAUCAGCAUCCUGCAGCAGCUGCUCAAAGAGGAGAGUGAUGAGAGACAGGAAGCUGCUCAGAGGAAGGCGGAGCUGCGGGCGGAGCAGCAGAGGUAUCGACAGUAUCUGUCAGACGAGCUGCAGCAUCAGAGGAGCGAGGAGGAGCAGAUGGAGCAGCUGAUGGAGGAGAAGCUGAAGGAGACGUGGAGUAAAAGAGAAGAGCAGAGCCGACUGCAGCGAGACGCUAGAAACCGUCUGAUGAGUGAAGUGAUGGAAGCUCGACACCUGCAGAUCCAACACAAGCUGGACGUGAACGUGCAGAAACAAGCAGAACUCUCUAAAGACAGAGACGAGCUGAUCCGGAUCAUGGAGGAGACGAAGCUGAUGGACGAAGAGGAGAAGAGACGUCAGCAGCAGACGUGCGCCGCGUACCGGGCCGACCUGCAGGCUCAGAUGAAGCACCAGCAGCAGCUGAAGCUGGAGCAGAAAGCUCAGGAGCAGCAGGAGCAGCUGCAGGGUUUGAUCCAGCAGCAGUUGUACCAACAGAGGAAAGAGCGGAUCCUGUCCAGACCGCUGUGCUCGGCUCCUCACCCGUUCAGGAGGGACGAGGACAGCUGCAGCGCGGCCGUGGACCGCCUCAGCCUCACAUAG
This is a messenger RNA of Scomber scombrus (Atlantic mackerel), 1506 nucleotides long. It is a transcript of the gene cfap53, whose product is annotated as cilia and flagella associated protein 53. Lineage: Eukaryota; Metazoa; Chordata; Actinopteri; Scombriformes; Scombridae. The record is from RefSeq and is a predicted model, not a curated record.